Cydia pomonella (codling moth) is the source of this 4535-nucleotide messenger RNA. RefSeq names its product regulator of nonsense transcripts 1 (gene Upf1). Lineage: Eukaryota; Metazoa; Arthropoda; Insecta; Lepidoptera; Tortricidae. Gene Ontology annotation, cellular component: cytoplasm. Bases 382 to 4362 code for a protein of 1326 amino acids. Gene Ontology annotation, biological process: nuclear-transcribed mRNA catabolic process, nonsense-mediated decay. The record is from RefSeq and is a predicted model, not a curated record. Gene Ontology annotation, molecular function: DNA binding; RNA helicase activity; zinc ion binding. The transcript has 11 exons.
UUGAGGGGAACUUUUGAACUUGAGCUCAAUGCUGCCAAGGUGAAUAUUUAAUUAAAAGCUAAAUGUAUUUAUACUACAAAAUUUCUAGCGUUCUAGACAUUUUUUUUUAAAUAAAAUUUUACUUUAUUACCUUACUAAGAUCUUCAGAAUUUUUCCGAGGAACGUGUAAAAUAAUAGUCGGUGAUUAAUUUUAUAAUCGAAAACAAACUUUCAGUGCUACCAACAUACCAACAACUAACAUGGCGUAUUUUCCUAUUCGUCAUUCUUUCCUAGCCGUUUGAUAAUUAUUGCGUGGCUGUUAUGGGAGAAUUGUUUUAUCGUUCUGUUAUUCAUCUUUUUGACACGUUUUCCAAAUUUUAACUUAAAUUACUAUACACAACCAUGAGCGUCGACGCGUAUGGACCGAGCUCCCAAACGCUCACAUUUCUGGAUACUGAAGAAGCGGAUCUUAUAGGAGCUGAUACUCAGGGAUCGGAGUUCGAGUUCACUGAUUUCACCCUCCCUUCUCAGAGCCAAACCCAGGCUUCACAGCAUGAUCAUGGUCUAACCACCUCCAACCAGGUUAACGGCCUGGGUCGUUUGGAUCUGAGUUCUAAAGUCUCUUCUGUUACCAAUGCGAUAGCAGAGUUGCAAUUUGAGGAAGAGGAUGAAGCUCUGUAUAGCAGCAAAGAGCUGCCUGACCAUGCUUGCAAGUACUGCGGUAUCCACGACCCAGCGACUGUCGUGAUGUGCAACAUAUGCAAUAAGUGGUUCUGCAAUGGCCGCGGCAACACCUCCGGCUCGCAUAUCAUCAACCACCUGGUCCGAGCCAAGCAUAAAGAGGCUGCUCUGCACCGCGACGGGCCUCUGGGCGAGACCUUACUUGAGUGCUACUCGUGUGGUGCAAGAAAUGUCUUUGUUCUCGGCUUUAUCCCGGCUAAGGCUGACUCUGUCGUGGUGUUGCUGUGUCGUCAACCUUGUGCGGCGCAGAGCUCCCUCAAGGACAUGAACUGGGACCAGGAGCAGUGGAAGCCCUUGAUUUCGGACCGCGCUUUCCUGUCCUGGCUGGUUAAAGUACCAUCUGAAGCUGAGCAGAUGAGGGCCCGUCAGGUGACCCCGCAGCAGAUCGGGCGGCUGGAGGAGCUGUGGCGCGACAACGUGGACGCCACGUUCCAGGACUUGGAGAAGCCCGGCGUGGACGAGGAGCCGCACCAGGUGCUGCUCAGAUACGAAGACGGCUAUCAAUACCAGAACAUCUUCGGCCCGUUGGUCAAGCUCGAAGCGGAUUACGACAAGAGACUGAAAGAGUCUCAGACUCAAGAGGGCAUUGAGGUUCGCUGGGACGUGGGGCUUAAUAAGAAGACCAUAGCUUACUUCACGCUGGCCAAGACCGAUAGUGAUAUGAAGCUGAUGCAUGGAGAUGAACUUAGGCUGAGAUACGUGGGCGAGCUGCACAAGCCCUGGGCGGGCGUGGGCCACGUGAUCAAGGUGCCGGACAACUACGGCGACGACGUGGGGCUGGAGCUCAAGUCCGGCGCCGGCGCGCCCGCCGACUGCACCGCCAGCUUCGUCGUCGACUUCAUAUGGAAGAGCACCAGCUUCGACAGGAUGCAACUGGCCCUGCGCAAGUUCGCGGUGGACGAGUCGUCGGUGUCGGGCUACAUCUACCGGCGCCUGCUGGGCCACGAGGUGGACGAGGUGCUGUUCCGCGUGCACCUGCCCAAGCACUUCAGCGCGCCCAACCUGCCCGACCUCAACCGCUCGCAGGUCCGUCUCGGCUCACCUCUUACAAUCUCUACAUCUACCGGCGCCUGCUGGGCCACGAGGUGGACGAGGUGCUGUUCCGCGUGCACCUGCCCAAGCACUUCAGCGCGCCCAACCUGCCCGACCUCAACCGCUCGCAGGUCCGUCUCGGCUCACCUCUUACAAUCUCUACAUCUACCGGCGCCUGCUGGGCCACGAGGUGGACGAGGUGCUGUUCCGCGUGCACCUGCCCAAGCACUUCAGCGCGCCCAACCUGCCCGACCUCAACCGCUCGCAGGUCCGUCUCGGCUCACCUCUUACAAUCUCUACAUCUACCGGCGCCUGCUGGGCCACGAGGUGGACGAGGUGCUGUUCCGCGUGCACCUGCCCAAGCACUUCAGCGCGCCCAACCUGCCCGACCUCAACCGCUCGCAGGUCCGUCUCGGCUCACCUCUUACAAUCUCUACAUCUACCGGCGCCUGCUGGGCCACGAGGUGGACGAGGUGCUGUUCCGCGUGCACCUGCCCAAGCACUUCAGCGCGCCCAACCUGCCCGACCUCAACCGCUCGCAGGUCCGUCUCGGCUCACCUCUUACAAUCUCUACAUCUACCGGCGCCUGCUGGGCCACGAGGUGGACGAGGUGCUGUUCCGCGUGCACCUGCCCAAGCACUUCAGCGCGCCCAACCUGCCCGACCUCAACCGCUCGCAGGUCCGUCUCGGCUCACCUCUUACAAUCUCUACAUCUACCGGCGCCUGCUGGGCCACGAGGUGGACGAGGUGCUGUUCCGCGUGCACCUGCCCAAGCACUUCAGCGCGCCCAACCUGCCCGACCUCAACCGCUCGCAGGUCCGUCUCGGCUCACCUCUUACAAUCUCUACAUCUACCGGCGCCUGCUGGGCCACGAGGUGGACGAGGUGCUGUUCCGCGUGCACCUGCCCAAGCACUUCAGCGCGCCCAACCUGCCCGACCUCAACCGCUCGCAGGUCCGUCUCGGCUCACCUCUUACAAUCUCUACAUCUACCGGCGCCUGCUGGGCCACGAGGUGGACGAGGUGCUGUUCCGCGUGCACCUGCCCAAGCACUUCAGCGCGCCCAACCUGCCCGACCUCAACCGCUCGCAGGUCCGUCUCGGCUCACCUCUUACAAUCUCUACAUCUACCGGCGCCUGCUGGGCCACGAGGUGGACGAGGUGCUGUUCCGCGUGCACCUGCCCAAGCACUUCAGCGCGCCCAACCUGCCCGACCUCAACCGCUCGCAGGUCCGUCUCGGCUCACCUCUUACAAUCUCUACAUCUACCGGCGCCUGCUGGGCCACGAGGUGGACGAGGUGCUGUUCCGCGUGCACCUGCCCAAGCACUUCAGCGCGCCCAACCUGCCCGACCUCAACCGCUCGCAGGUCCGUCUCGGCUCACCUCUUACAAUCUCUACAUCUACCGGCGCCUGCUGGGCCACGAGGUGGACGAGGUGCUGUUCCGCGUGCACCUGCCCAAGCACUUCAGCGCGCCCAACCUGCCCGACCUCAACCGCUCGCAGGUCCGUCUCGGCUCACCUCUUACAAUCUCUACAUCUACCGGCGCCUGCUGGGCCACGAGGUGGACGAGGUGCUGUUCCGCGUGCACCUGCCCAAGCACUUCAGCGCGCCCAACCUGCCCGACCUCAACCGCUCGCAGGUCCGUCUCGGCUCACCUCUUACAAUCUCUACAUCUACCGGCGCCUGCUGGGCCACGAGGUGGACGAGGUGCUGUUCCGCGUGCACCUGCCCAAGCACUUCAGCGCGCCCAACCUGCCCGACCUCAACCGCUCGCAGGUCCGUCUCGGCUCACCUCUUACAAUCUCUACAUCUACCGGCGCCUGCUGGGCCACGAGGUGGACGAGGUGCUGUUCCGCGUGCACCUGCCCAAGCACUUCAGCGCGCCCAACCUGCCCGACCUCAACCGCUCGCAGGUCCGUCUCGGCUCACCUCUUACAAUCUCUACAUCUACCGGCGCCUGCUGGGCCACGAGGUGGACGAGGUGCUGUUCCGCGUGCACCUGCCCAAGCACUUCAGCGCGCCCAACCUGCCCGACCUCAACCGCUCGCAGGUCCGUCUCGGCUCACCUCUUACAAUCUCUACAUCUACCGGCGCCUGCUGGGCCACGAGGUGGACGAGGUGCUGUUCCGCGUGCACCUGCCCAAGCACUUCAGCGCGCCCAACCUGCCCGACCUCAACCGCUCGCAGGUCCGUCUCGGCUCACCUCUUACAAUCUCUACAUCUACCGGCGCCUGCUGGGCCACGAGGUGGACGAGGUGCUGUUCCGCGUGCACCUGCCCAAGCACUUCAGCGCGCCCAACCUGCCCGACCUCAACCGCUCGCAGGUCCGUCUCGGCUCACCUCUUACAAUCUCUACAUCUACCGGCGCCUGCUGGGCCACGAGGUGGACGAGGUGCUGUUCCGCGUGCACCUGCCCAAGCACUUCAGCGCGCCCAACCUGCCCGACCUCAACCGCUCGCAGGUCCGUCUCGGCUCACCUCUUACAAUCUCUACAUCUACCGGCGCCUGCUGGGCCACGAGGUGGACGAGGUGCUGUUCCGCGUGCACCUGCCCAAGCACUUCAGCGCGCCCAACCUGCCCGACCUCAACCGCUCGCAGGUGUACGCAGUGAAGCAUGCACUCCAGCGACCCCUAUCCCUCAUCCAGGGCCCGCCCGGCACGGGCAAGACGGUGACGUCGGCCACCAUCGUGUACCAGCUGGCGCGGCAGAGCGGCGCGGCCGUGCUGGUGUGCGCGCCGUCCAACACGGCCGUGGACCAGCUCACCGAGAAGAUCCACCGCACC